UUUUUUGUGUCUUUUGUGCGCUCUCCUUUCUUUUCUUCAUCGAUUGAUCUUCUUUAUAUUAAACCCUACUCUCUUUCUCCUUUUCCCAUUCUUUCUUUCUCUCUCGGGAUCUGAUAUCUACUUCCGGUAACCUAUUCCCGAGGAGCACUGUCAAAUCUUGUCCCCUCUUCUUUCAGGGUCCCUUCUCUCGAUCCCUAGUCUUGUGUUGAAGUGUUCAAACUUUUGAUGAGAAGCAUACAGUAGCCAAAACACAUAAAAUUUUGUUUCGGCUAAUUCAUCUUCUAUCUAGAGUUUCUUCAGUUUUUUUUAUAAACAGGUUAUUAAUCUAUCACGAAGACGAGAGUAUGAAUUCAUUUUCACACGUCCCUCCGGGUUUUAGAUUCCACCCAACAGACGAAGAACUUGUAGACUACUACCUGAGGAAAAAAGUUGCAUCCAAGAGAAUAGAAAUCGAUUUCAUAAAGGAUAUUGAUCUUUACAAGAUUGAGCCAUGGGAUCUUCAAGAGUUGUGCAAAAUUGGGCAUGAAGAGCAGAGUGAUUGGUACUUCUUUAGCCAUAAAGACAAAAAGUAUCCCACAGGGACUCGAACCAAUAGAGCAACGAAAGCAGGGUUUUGGAAAGCCACUGGAAGAGAUAAGGCUAUAUACUUGAGGCAUAAUCUUAUUGGUAUGAGGAAAACACUUGUAUUUUACAAGGGAAGAGCUCCAAAUGGACAAAAAUCUGAUUGGAUCAUGCAUGAGUACCGCUUAGAAACCGAUGAAAAUGGAACUCCUCAUGAAGAAGGAUGGGUUGUGUGUAGGGUUUUCAAGAAGAGAUUGGCUGCAGUUAGACGCAUGGGAGAUUACGACUCAUCACCUUCACAUUGGUAUGAUGAUCAGCUCUCUUUUAUGUCCUCUGAGCUCGAGACAAACGGUCCACGUCGAAUUCUACCCAAUCAUCAGCACCAGCACCAAUAUCAUUUACCAUAUGGCUUCAGUGCAUCUGCUUACGCUCUCAACAGCCCUAACUUGCUAUGCAAACAAGAGCUACAAUACAACCACCUGGUACAAAAUCACCAUCUUCUUCAUGAAUCUCCUUUAUCAUUCCUCCAACUUCCUCAGCUUGAAAUCCCUAUCCAAUCACAAGAUAAUAGUAAUAGCAACUAUUUUCCUUACGAAACAAGCAACAACGAUACUAACUCCAGCCAUAUUGCUAACUUGCAGCAGUCUAAUCUCGCGCAUGAGGAACAAUUGAAUCAAGGGAAUCAGGUUUUCAGCUCUCCAUACAUUAAUAGUGGGAACGAGCAAACGAUGGACCAGGUCACGGACUGGAGAGUUCUUGAUAAAUUUGUAGCUUCUCAGCUAAGCAACGAAGAGGCCGCCACAGCUUCUGCUUCUCUACAGAACAAUGCCAAGGACACAAGCAACCUUGAGUACCAAGUUGAUGAAGAAAAAGAGGAGGAAAGGGUUUCCGACAUGGGAGAAGAAUACGAUGCUUCUACUUCUUCGAGUUGUCAGAUUGAUCUGUGGAAGUGAGCACUAAUAAUAUAUCAUAUACAUGCAUAUAUCUAUAUAUCUAUUCUAUAUACGUACACACGAACACUAAUCAAGUGUAGAUGAUGAUGGUACAGAAUUAUAUUUGCUUUGAUUGAUUCUUAAUUAAUUACUACAUUAUUGAACUUAUGUUAUAUGCAUAUAUACUUGUACUUGAUAAGAUUAACCAUAUUAUAAUUCUAUUCUAAAUGUAACUCCCAUAUUAUUUUUUAUAAAAAAGACGAUUAU
This is a messenger RNA of Raphanus sativus (radish), 1760 nucleotides long. RefSeq names its product NAC domain-containing protein 7. Lineage: Eukaryota; Viridiplantae; Streptophyta; Magnoliopsida; Brassicales; Brassicaceae. Gene Ontology annotation, biological process: regulation of DNA-templated transcription. The transcript is spliced from 4 exons. Bases 345 to 1514 code for a protein of 389 amino acids. The record is from RefSeq and is a predicted model, not a curated record. Gene Ontology annotation, molecular function: DNA binding.